This is a messenger RNA of Pogonomyrmex barbatus (red harvester ant), 2274 nucleotides long. RefSeq names its product RNA-binding protein squid (gene sqd). Gene Ontology annotation, biological process: regulation of translation. Gene Ontology annotation, molecular function: mRNA binding. Gene Ontology annotation, cellular component: chromatin; nucleoplasm. The record is from RefSeq and is a predicted model, not a curated record. NCBI's taxonomy places the organism in Eukaryota, Metazoa, Arthropoda, Insecta, Hymenoptera, Formicidae.
GAGCCGGGAGGAUCUCGGAGCGGCGCACGGCGUCGCAGUUCCUUCUCCAUUCGGCAGUCUAGUGGUGCGGACGUACAUCGGGCAAUCGGAAAAACGCUCGAGUAGCCCUUUUUCUGUGCUCGCAGUGUGCACCGUAGUGCCGCGAGUCGCACCGUAUCACGCAGGUAAAGUCGACAAAGAGAGCAGGCACGAUGGCCGAUCAGGAAAAUAAGGAUUUCAGCGAGGAUAUCGCGGAGCAGAACUUCGCGGAACAGAAUGGCGAGGCCGAGAACAACGGCGAGAACAAUGUCACGGAAAACAAUCAGGAGUCUCAGGAAGACAGGUCGGCCGGGGCUAACCAGGAUUCUCUGAACGAUAGGAAAUUAUUUGUCGGUGGUUUAAGCUGGGAAACGACAGACAAGGAAUUGCGAGAACAUUUCAGCGCAUAUGGUGAUAUUGAAAGUAUCAAUGUCAAAACAGAUCCAAAUACAGGGCGAUCGAGAGGAUUUGCCUUCAUUGUAUUCGCUAAAGCUGAAUCUCUUGACAAGAUUAUGUCUGCUGGUGAUCAUAUUAUCAACAAUAAAAAAGUUGAUCCUAAAAAAGCAAAAGCCAGACACGGUAAAAUAUUUGUCGGUGGGCUUUCGACAGAACUUUCCGAUGAUGACAUCAAGAGUUUCUUUUCACAAUUUGGAACUAUCGUCGAAAUGGAGAUGCCAUUUGACAAAACAAAAAAUCAGAGGAAAGGAUUCUGUUUCAUUACUUUCGAAUCUGAACAAGUGGUUAAUGAACUCUUGAAGACCUCGAAACAAACGAUAAAUGGUAAAGAAGUUGACGUGAAGAAAGCAACACCUAAGCCCGACGGGAUGAUUAGUAUGCGCGGUGGACCCGGUAGUCGAGGUAGUCGUGGCAGCAGAGGUGGUAGAGGCCGAGGAUUCGGUCAAGGCGGAUGGGGGCAAGGUGGUUACGGCGGCGGUUACAGCGGUGGCUAUGGCCAAGGAGGAUAUGGCGGAGGCUAUGAUGGAUACGGAUACGGAGACUAUUAUGGUGGUGGUGGGUACGGAGGUUACGGCGGCUACGACUACAGUGGAUACGAUGGAUAUGGCUAUGGCAGUGGUAAUUACGACGGAGGCUACAGUGGCGGGCGCGGUGGCGCACGCGGUAAAGGAGGUUCAGGCUACGGUGGCAAGCAAAGGGGUGGUCGUCAGAACCAGAGGCACCAACCUUAUUAAUAACGGAAUCCUCAUUAUUUAUGACCGCAAUGCAAUUCGCAUUGUAACUGUCGGUAUCGCAAGACGCGGUUUCCGUUUACAAUCACACGUUGCAACUCGUCCAAUCAUUCCAUUUAAAACCCAUGAGCAUCAGUCAAGAUCAUCAAGAGAAACGGAACUAAUGGAAUAGUAUAAAAAUCUACAAAAGCUGUUUCGAUAAUAUUUCAUUGAUUUUUUGCUUUUGUAUAUACACAUACGCGCUUGCUUUUCAAUUCUCACAAUAUACUUGCGUGUACCUGCGCACACGCAUCGCAUACCGUAAAUACUUAUAGAUUAUUUUAAUUUUUUUUUCUACAAAAUAGCACGACGGAGAAAUAAUGCUAUAUGAAGUAAGCAGGCAAUGUACUUUUUACAUGGCAUGCAGAGAAAUGAUACAUAAAGGAAUAAGAAGAUAAAUCAAGCUAUCUCGACCGUGUGAAAUAAUAUAAAAGGAUUACUUCUUCCUUAUUAAUAAGAUAAUAAUAGGAUUAAAUAAAUUCGUUUUUGUGUACAUAAUAUAUCUCUCAUAUAUACAUUUGUAGUUUUGCUCUGACCUCCUAUACGGCAACUUAAUAAUUUUUCUUUUCUUUUUUUUUUUUAACUACGACACAUGUACACAAGAUUUAUGUCUGAACGAUAGAUAUAAUCAUUUAUACAGUAGAUUUAAAUAAAAGACUGACACACACACACACACACAUACACAAAAGGAUUUAUCGAACUUAUUAGAACUGAUGUCUGCUGAUUCCAGCACAUGCGCCGUAUGCGAGCACAGCUUGCAAAUCGACUGUAUGCUUACACAGUAGCCUUCUGCAGUGUAUGCUACGACAGGAUUCUUGCGAUCAUAGAACAGCGCAUGUACAUUAUAUUUAUAUACCGACAAGAUUCAUUCUACGUCUGCGACGGGAAGAUUGUCACAAGAAAAUUUUUAAAGUACAACAGACGAUAUUGUAUUGGGAAUACAAUAUUGGGAUUAUAUGUAUUUUUAUCCGAGUACGUACUAUUCUGAUCUUGUAUGUCAUAAGUAUUACAUUAUAUAAAUUUAAAAGGA